Molecule: messenger RNA, 1864 nt
Organism: Phascolarctos cinereus (koala)
Lineage: Eukaryota; Metazoa; Chordata; Mammalia; Diprotodontia; Phascolarctidae
Product: sodium-dependent phosphate transport protein 2B-like
Biological process (GO): intracellular phosphate ion homeostasis; sodium-dependent phosphate transport
Cellular component (GO): vesicle; apical plasma membrane; brush border
Molecular function (GO): sodium:phosphate symporter activity
Source: RefSeq, a predicted model, not a curated record
AGCAAUUCCCAUUGUCAUGGGAGCAAAUAUUGGGACUUCAGUCACCAGUACUGUCGUGGCCCUCAUGCAGGCUGGAGACAGGGAUGAAUUUCGAAGGGCUUUUGCAGGAGCUACUGUCCACGAUUUUUUUUAACUGGUUGUCAGUAGUGGUGCUGCUGCCUGUGGAGGUGAUUACAGACUACCUCUACCACCUCACCAGUAUCACAAUACACUCCUUUAAUAUUAAGAGUGGAGAAAAUGCCCCUGAACUCUUGAAAGUCAUGACACAUCCCUUAACAAAACGUAUUGUUCAGGCUUUAAGCAAUGUUACUGUACCCUCCCGAGACAGUUGUACCUCUCCGAAUCUCUGCUGGACUGAUGGGAACAUGACGUGGACCCUCAUGCAUAUAGUAUAUGAAAAGAACCUUAAAAAGUGCAAACACUUAUUUGUGGAUGUCAAACUCUCAGAUUCAAGCAUUGGACUCAUCCUUCUACCCCUCUCCUUGCUGGUCCUGUGCACAUGUUUGAUCUUGAUUGUCAAGGUCCUGACCUCUGUGCUCAAGGGACAAGUUGCUGCUGUGAUUAAGAAGACCAUCAACACAGAUUUCCCCUCCCAUUUUGCCUGGCUGACAGGCUACCUUGCCAUUCUAGUUGGAGCUGGGAUUACAUUUCUUGUGCAGAGUAGCUCUGUGUUCACCUCUACAAUCACUCCUCUGGUUGGCAUUGGUGUGAUCAGCCUUGAGAGAGCUUACCCUUUAACCUUGGGCUCCAACAUUGGUACCACCACCACUGCCAUCCUGGCUGCAUUAGCUAGCCCUGGAAAUACUUUACAAUAUUCAGUCCAGAUUGCCCUGUGCCAUUUCCUCUUCAACAUAUCCGGGGUGCUUCUGUGGUACCCAGUGCCAUUCACACGCCUGCCGAUCCGUCUUGCCAGGAGCCUAGGAUAUAUCACAGCCACCUACCGUUGGUUUGCCAUCUUCUACCUGGUCUCCUGCUUUUUCCUGAUGCCACUAGCCGUGUUUGGCCUCUCGCUGGCAGGUUGGGCUGUGUUGUUGGGCGUAGGAGUACCCAUGAUCUUGGUGAUUUUCAUAAUAAUGUCAUUGUGGGCCUUUGAGGUUCACCACAUACUGCCCCUGUGGAUGCGCUCCCUAGAGCCCUGGGAUGACCUGGUGACUCGUUUCAUGGACAAAUCCUGCUGGGAUGGUUGCUGCUACUAUGUAGGCAUUUGUUGCAGGGUGGUGCUCUUGCCCUGGAAAUGGUGCUUUUGUGAGAGCUGGCAACUGAAGAGAGAUGAGGAAAAGGUCAAGGAAGUCCCUGACAAUGUCCCUGAGCAGUCUGAAAACACUGAAGUCGUGACUGACAACUCCCAGACUUCAGCCCAAACACAAGAGAAAAUCGAAGAAAUGAAGAUCUCUCAUAGCAGCAUAGCCUUAUAGUGGGACAGUAAAUGAGAGGGGGAAAGAAAAGAUGGAUUAUUUCUUGUUCUACAUGCCCAUUCUCCCUUGAAGCGUGGGCAAGGUAGGGGCAGAUGGUUAGCUAUCUAUCCACUGGAAAAAUGGAGUCACAGACAUUUGGUAUUCCUACCUUUCAUCCUAGAACCCAAAGCAUUGGCAGGUAGGGCUGACUCAGUAUUAGCAGAAACAGUGAUUAAAGCACAAUCCUUAUAAGGGCCACAAUUCUUUCUUACAUGAUUUCUGGCUCACUGAAAGGCCUGGGACAAGAACCAUAGGAUUUUUGCAAGUGAAUCCUGACUAGGUCAGUUAUUUACUCUCUCCAGAAACACUAGAGCCCCUGACCAACAGGACAUGUUUUAAAGCCCGAAACAAUUUUCAGAAGGAAAAAGCCUGUGGAAAGAAUUCCAUUGCUCAAAUGUACAGUUAUACUU